AAACGGAUGACUGCAGCACGGAAGCGCAGUAGUUUUCAGAGCUGUGACAAACAAGCUGAAUGCACAGCCCGCAAUGACUGAAGCGUCUGGGUAUCCUCCAUUUAGACUGGGCGAGUCUCGGUUUAAUCAGGGUUCGUUUUAUGGCAGAUUAAGACAUUUUUUGGAUGUUAUUGACCCUCGCACACUUUUUGUAUCGGAGAGUCGUUUAUGUGAAUGUCUAAAACUUUUGGAUCAGUUCAAAAAUGGAUCUUUGCCUUCGGGUGUUACUAAUGCCCAGCUUUGGGAUGCUCAGAAGGUUAAACAGGCCAUCAUCCAUCCAGACACAGGAGAGAAGAUCCCCAUGCCCUUUCGCAUGUCAGGUUUUGUGCCUUUUGGUACACCAGUGGUAGUGGGCCUCCUUUUGCCCAAUCAGACUUUGGCUUCCACCAUCUUCUGGCAGUGGCUGAACCAGAGUCACAACGCCUGUGUCAACUAUUGCAACCGCAAUGCUACUAAGCCCACACCAAUGUCAACGUUUUUCCAGGGAUACCUCGGUGCAGUCAGCAGUGCAGUUACUAUUGCAGUGGGGCUAAAUAUUCUUAUUAAGAGAGCUGAGCAUUUUAGUCCAACGACGAGACUCCUGGUCCAGAGGUUCAUCCCCUUCCCUGCUGUCGCAAGUGCCAAUGUAUGUAAUGUUCUGCUGAUGCGCCACACUGAGCUGUCAGAGGGCAUCAGUGUCCUGGAUGACAAAGGCAAUGUCGUGGGCACCUCGAAACUUGCUGCAAGGCAUGCUUUAAUGGAGACGGCCGUGACACGUGUUGUACUACCCAUGCCUAUUCUCCUAUUGCCGCCUUUAAUAAUGGCAAUGCUUGAGAGGAUUGUCUGUGUGUUAACUGCAGUACAGGGUGAGUUGUCUUCUGCUAUGCUGCCUGUCAGCUCACCCUCACUGGCUUUCAAUGGAGCAAAAAGAAAGGUGCAGGCUCCCCCUGCUGCAGAAGCAUCCUCGUCUUGUGCUGCCCGUUCACAGCAUGGUGUGUCUGUCCGCCUUCGGUGCGGCUCUGCCCGUCGCCAUAAGUUUAUUCCCUCAAAACAGUCAGAUCCACGUGUCAGAACUAGAGCCAGAAAUCUCUGCUGCAACAGACUGCAAGAUCCUCACCUACAACAAGGGUCUUUAACCCAUCCAAAUGCCUAACACCUGGUAACUAAUACCUUUACCCCUCAUGGUAAAACUCAAAUUAAAAAAAGAACAAAAACCAGUGCUAUUACAAUAUUUGAUGCACACCAAUACCAGUGCUUAUAAAAGUAAUGGUUUGAUUAUAACGUCUCACUGGAUUGUUCAUGCUGUGUGUGAAAUGUGAAUUUUCUCUCAGCCACAUACAGAGACAAACUCACACCAGUGCUAAUCAUUGCUCUCAUUCUCUUUGCCUUCACUUGAACAUGAAAGUGGUAAAAUACACUGUAGGAUUUUGGGAUAUUUAUAGCAAUGAGCAAUCUGAUUCUUUUGAAUUUGACUGUGAUGUAUUUAAUACAUAACCUGCCAUUGGCCUUUCCUUUAAAACGAACCAAAUAACCUUCCAAAUGAAACACUAUUUAGCAGUUUUUUACAUUUAAGUAUACAUAUUUACACCCAGUUAAAGGUGAUUUACUGUUUUCUAUAUAAAAUCACCCUACAUAAUAUAAAGAAGAUAAUGUGAAAAAUAUAACCUUGAUUAAUAUUGACUGAAUAAGGUUAUGUGAAAUAUUGAAAUCAAUGAGUGAAAUUAAACUUUGAUGCUGCUAAUCUAAUAAUUAGAUUGAGACUUUAGCCUUGAUUUCACAGGUUUUUCAAAUUGUCUCUUAGACUGUAAAACAAUUCUGUAAAAAUUACAGUAUUACUGGCAGCUGGUGUCCAGUAAGUUACUGUAGAUUUUACAUUUAUGUUAUUUACUGGCAACAAUUUGUUCAAAGUGAAAUGAAACAUUUUCAGUCUUUAUCUUCUACAGUAAGUUACUACAAACCAGCUGCAUAAAUACAGCUUAUUUUUUACAGUAUACGUUUUAUAUUUAUUACCAUUUUAACAAGUAAAACAAAAAGUAAAAGGAUUUUCAAAAUUUUAAAUAAUUGGCAAUAAUUCUAUUAUACAAAUAAAUAUAAAAAUAUACAUUGAAAUUAAAGUUUUCAUAUAUAAGUCUAUAUUAGGUGUACACAAACAAUGCUGGGUUAUUUUCAGCCCACCAUUGGAUCAAAAAUAGACAAACCCAACCCACCGGGUUGUAAUUUAACCUAUGCUGGUUUGUUUGAGCACAAAAUGCUGGUUUGUUUUAACCCAUUGUUGGGUCAAAUAUGAAAAUGUUCUGGGUUAAUUUAACCCAACGGAUGGAUUUGUACCUUUUUGAUCUAAUGCUGAGUUAAAAAUAACCCAGCUUUUUUAACAAAUUAUUAAAAUAUGUAUAGAUGGUUUCAGCAGUAACGGCUUUCGUGGAACAAAUGUUUUCUUUGCAUACUAAUAAACAGAAAUAAAACACAUAAAAAUAUGACAAAAUCAAGUGCUUUCAUCUAUUUUUUUAGUUGAAGAACACACAAAUCCUUAAAUAGAGUCAUGGUUAAUGAACAGAAACAUUUUGUACACAGGUCUACAAUUCUUGGUUUUCUUUCUUCUUUUUCCAUCCAUUUGUUUGUUUAUCAUUAAACGAUUCUAUCUCUGCUUA
Paramisgurnus dabryanus is the source of this 2666-nucleotide messenger RNA. RefSeq names its product sideroflexin 5a (gene sfxn5a). Gene Ontology annotation, molecular function: citrate transmembrane transporter activity; monoatomic ion transmembrane transporter activity. Gene Ontology annotation, biological process: monoatomic ion transport; citrate transport; mitochondrial transmembrane transport. The record is from RefSeq and is a predicted model, not a curated record. Gene Ontology annotation, cellular component: mitochondrial inner membrane. Lineage: Eukaryota; Metazoa; Chordata; Actinopteri; Cypriniformes; Cobitidae.